Messenger RNA from Phyllostomus hastatus (greater spear-nosed bat), 2625 nucleotides. It is a transcript of the gene DGLUCY, whose product is annotated as D-glutamate cyclase. The coding region runs from base 345 to 2216 and encodes 623 amino acids. The record is from RefSeq and is a predicted model, not a curated record. The transcript is spliced from 13 exons. Gene Ontology annotation, molecular function: D-glutamate cyclase activity. Gene Ontology annotation, biological process: glutamate metabolic process. Lineage: Eukaryota; Metazoa; Chordata; Mammalia; Chiroptera; Phyllostomidae.
CUUGCAGGGUCUGCCCAGCCAUCAGAGGCUCUGCGGCUUUAAGAACUGGGGCUGGCUGCCUGCCAAGGAGGCUGCCUGCAGUUAUCCAGUCAUCCACCACCGUACUGGCCACGUGACUGCAGGCUGCAACAGCCACAGUGGGUGCUGGGACUGGCCUGGGCUUGCAACCCCGAGCUCUGCAGAGCAACCCCCAGGGGUGCAGGCAAGCUGAAGAAAGAGGAUCUUUAUGCCUUUUUGAGGGAAGCACAUUCUGCAAAGCUGUGGAAACAAAGAGAGGAACUGUUUGUAGCCCUGGUCCAGACGUCCCAAACACAACCCUCUGCUGCCCGUCAAAGGACUAUGCAAUGUCCUUCACACUCUGCCUGAAGUCCUGCCCUCCCUCUGUCAUAAGGAGUUGGAUACGACAAAAGAAACCAAGCAUCAGAAACAUGUCCAGCGUGGCUGGGGCCCCAGGGCGGCGGCCGGCCGGCGUGGUGCUCCUGCACAAGUCCCUCGCCCCGGACUUUGAAAAGUUCUGCCAGACCAACAGCGGCCCUCUGCCCCUGCUGGGCCGAAGCGAGCCAGGCGGGUGGGCAUCGCCGGCCCUGGGCGCUGUCCCAGACUCCAGGACAGACCGUCCCCAGUUCCGUAAGUACGAGUUCGGUGCCUGCACGGGCAGCCUGACCUCGCUGGAGGGGCACUCGGAGCAGCUCAAGGACAUGGUGACCUUCUUCCUGGACUACAGCUUCUCCGUGGAAGGGGCCUUGGAGAAAGGGGGGCUCCCCAGAAGAGAUCCAGCAGGCCACGGCCACGGGGCUGCAUACAAGACAGCUGUGCCUUGUGUCACCGUCGCUGGCUUUUCCUGCCCUCUGCUGGUCACCAUGAGGCCCGUCCCCAAGGAUGAGCUGAAAAGGCUGGUGCAGGCCAGUUGCUCCGCGGGGGGUGUGCAGGCACAACCGGUUCACAUCGGCGACCCAGAACUGCUGGGGAUCAAAGACCUCUCCAAACCUGACUACGGGGAUCCCGAGGUGUGUCGGCCGGGGGAUAUCCCCGUGUUCUGGCCCUCUCCCCUGACCAGCCUCGAAGCCGUCAGCAGCUGCAAGACCCCGCUGGCUUUCACCAGCGCCCCGGGUUGCGCAGUCAUGACUGACCUGCGGGACAAGGAGGCUCCGGCCGGUUGCCUCACCGCGGACAGGAUUCCAGAGGUCCACUGCAUUUCCCAAGAUCCUUUGCACUACAGCAUCACAUCAGCUUCAGCGGCUCGGAAGAUCAGAGAACUGGAGACUGUAAUUGCCAUAGACCCAGGCAACCGGGGCAUCGGGCACCUGCUCUGCAAAGACGAGCUGCUAAGGGCCUCGCUGUCGCUGUCCCACGCCCGCUCGGUGCUCAUCACCACCGGGUUCCCCACGCAUUUCAACCACGAGCCCCCGGAGGAGACAGACGGCCCGCCAGGGGCCCUCGCUCUGGCCGCCUUCCUGCAGGCACUGGGGAAGGGCGUCUCCAUGGUCGUUGACCGGAGAGCCCUGCGUUUGUUCGAGAAGCUUGUUGAGGAGGCUGUGGAGCAAGGUGUUAUGAAGACGGGCAUCCCCAUAUUAACUUACCCAGGUGGGUCAGCGGGAGCUGCGCAGGCGCUUCUCUGCGGUGAUGGGGGCCCCAGGUCUCCUAGAUUCGACCACCUGGUGGCGAUAGAACGCACAGGAAGGGCUGCCGACGGCAACCACUACAACGCGAGGAAAAUGAACAUCAAGCAUUUGGUCGAUCCCAUCGACGAUCUUUUCCUCGCAGCCCAGAAAAUCCCUGGAAUCUCGUCAACCGGGGUCGGGGACGGAGGCAAUGAGCUUGGGAUGGGCAAAGUCAAGGAGGCCGUGAAGAGACACAUACGAAAUGGGGAUGUCAUCGCCUGUGACGUGGAGGCUGACUUUGCUGUCAUCGCUGGUGUUUCCAACUGGGGAGGCUAUGCCUUGGCCUGUGCUCUGUACAUCCUGAACUCAUGUGAGGUCCAUGGACGUUACCUGAGGAGGGCCACUGGGCCCUCCAGAGCACCUGGGGAACACAGCUGGACUCAGGCGCUCCCAUCCGUCGAUAAGGAAGAAAAAAUGAUGGGCAUCCUGGUGCGGCACAAAGUCCGCAGCGGCGUCACGGGCAACGUGGGCAUGGAGGUGGACGGGCUGCCCUUCCACGGCACCCACGCCCAGAUGAUCCAGAAGCUGCUGGACGUCACCACGGCGUGCGGGUGACCACGUCGGGGUCAGGGAAGGAGUCCCUGCGGACCCAGCUUCUUCCUGCGGCUGCCGGCCCUGGGGGGGCUGGGCUGUCCCGCUCCCUGGGGGGGGGCAGUGCGGGUGGGCCAAGGAGCCGUCCCUCUGGGGUCCCCAGUUCCCGAUGUUGUUGGAAGGUGCCGGAGGCAUUGGCUUCAACCCUCCUGCACCCCGGCUUCUCCAGGCCACCCUCGUGGUGUGCUCCGAGAGUCUUCCGACUCACCCCCCACAGGGACCGCGGCGUGGGCAUCGCCGGGCCGGGAACAGCCCCCAGGCUGACAUUGAAAUAGUAAAGUGCACACACGUGUGGUGUAUGUUCACGAAACUCUGGGGCUUCACUAAAGGUUUUCUCAGCACCAUAAACAGCAAAAUAUUUAUACGUGUGAAA